Cynara cardunculus var. scolymus (artichoke) is the source of this 2516-nucleotide messenger RNA. Its product is annotated as pentatricopeptide repeat-containing protein At4g21300-like. The coding region runs from base 16 to 2430 and encodes 804 amino acids. The record is from RefSeq and is a predicted model, not a curated record. NCBI's taxonomy places the organism in Eukaryota, Viridiplantae, Streptophyta, Magnoliopsida, Asterales, Asteraceae. Gene Ontology annotation, molecular function: RNA binding; protein binding. The transcript has a single exon. Gene Ontology annotation, biological process: RNA modification.
AAUUUAAGCUUUUGAAUGCAGAAAGUUGUUGUAAUUAUGUAUCACUUCUCAAUUGGAAUCAUACAUUUCAAGAAAAUCUCCACUUUAUUCCCAAUCAACUCUUAUUCUCGGUUUUUCUCCAACUUAACUGCAAAAAGAAUACCUUCAGAUUCUUUAAUAUUUGCAGAAAAGUUGGCUUCUUCAUUGGAGAGGUGUUACGAUGUUCGUUCUUUGAAAAAGCUUCAUGCUUGCAUAUAUAUUCAAGGUCUUGAAACCCACACCUUUUUGGGUUCUAAGCUUUUAAAUACCUAUGCGUUUUUCGGUUUAUUGAAUGAAUCGAGAUCCAUUUUUAGUAGAAUUAUUAACGAUAAUCUUUCCCUUUGGAAUUCAAUUUUUGAUGGGUAUUUUAAAGCCGGUCAAUUUGAUGAAGUUCUUAGGGUUUAUUUAAAUAUAAGGCAAAGAAAAAUUGGUAUGCAUGGUUCAGCAUUUACAUUUAGUCUCAAGAGUUGCAUUCAGUUGUGUAGCCAGGAAUUUGGAACAGAAAUUCAUGCUGAUAUAUUGAAGUUUGGUUUGAAUACAAAUCGGUUUGUGGGUUCCUCUUUGAUCGGGUUUUAUUCAAUGUGUAGAGAUAUGGUAGACGCAUGCAAGGUGUUUGAUGAAAUAACUGAGAGAGAUCUUGUUGCCUAUACGUCUAUGAUAACUGGAUAUACACAAACCAACAAUCAUCAAGCUUAUAAGGCAUUUGCUAUCGUUCGACAAAUGCAGACUGAUAACUUGGAACCAAACCGUGUGACUUUAGUGAGUUUACUACAGGCAGCAGCACAGUUAAGGUUGCUGGAUCAUGGAAAGGUUAUCCAUGCCUUUGCAAUUAGAAGAGGAAUAGAUUGUUUUGAUGAGGUUUUUGAAACAAGUCUUAUGGACAUGUAUAUCAAGUGCGGGCCACCAAAUAAGGCAACCAUGGUUUUUGGUAACAUGAGCACAAAGGCAUCUGUUUGUUGGAAUGUAUUGAUUGAUGGUCAUCUGAAGUCAAGGCAGCCCUCGGAAGCCUUGAAUCUUUUUUAUCGCAUGGCGCAAGAAGGUCACAGAUUAGAUUUGGUGGCUUUAGCAAAUGGGAUUUUAAGUUGUUCUAAGUUGGGCUUACUACGAGUUGGUAAGAGCAUCCAUGGUUAUAUGUUCAGAAACGGACUUCUGCUUGAUGUUGUUGCGAAGACAGCUCUGAUUGAUAUGUACUCAAAAUGUAACAAUUGUAGCAAAGCUAGGGAAAUUUUUGAUACCUUGAAGGACAAAGAUGUCAUUUCCUUUAACGUGAUGAUGGCAGGUUAUCUCCACAACGGGCAUGAUCGUGAAGUCAUUGAAGCAUUCCAUAACAUGAGAAGAUUGGGUUUGACUGAAAAUGAAGGUACCAUUUUGACUGUCAUUUCUGCAUUUUCUAAUCUGAAAGAUAUAAGACAAGGUACAAGCAUCCAUGGAUUUGUGAUUACACAUGGGUUCGAGUUAAAAACUGAUAUUGCUAAUCAGAUCAUGUAUUUAUAUGUAAAAUGCGGUUAUAUAGACUGUGCUAGGCAAGUUUUUGAUCUAAUAAAACACAAAGACUUGGUUUCUUGGACAUCAAUGAUGAUGGGUUAUGAGAAUCUUGGCCAUGCUGAUGAAGUGAUAGCUUUGUUUCAAGAAAUGAUGCAGUUGGAAAAAGAACUGAACCCUGAUUCAGUCAUUUUAACUUGUUUGCUUCAAGCCUUUUCCCGGCUCGGGUGUCUAAGCCAAGUGAAGGAGAUUCACUGUCAUGUGAUUCGGGUAUCAAUGGAGGAGGAGAUCACCAUCAUGAACUCUUUGCUAACUACUUAUAGCAAGUGUGGAAUGUACAGAACUGCAAGAGAUUUGUUUCAUCAGAUGGGUACAAAAUGUUUAGCCUCUUGGAACACAAUGAUAGCUGCAUCAGGGAUGCAUGGUGAUUGUUUCGGAUCAUUAGAAUUGAUGGACCAAAUGAAGAAAGAAAAUAUCUUUCCUGAUGAGGUUACCUUCAUGUCAACACUAUCUUCUUGCAGCCAUGCUGGUUUGGUAGAAAAAGGUCUGCAUCUUUUUAGGAGCAUGAAAGAAGUAUACGGGCUUGUUCCAGGAGAAGAGCAUUACGGUUGUAUGGUUGACUUGCUGGGGCGAGCAGGUCAACUUGACGAAGCGUUAGAGUUCUUGAAAUGGCUCCCACCAACACAGAGUGGUUCUGCAGUUAGUGCACUGGUUGCUGCUUGUAGAGUUCACGGAAACAAUGAAAUAGGAGAGGGUUUAGGAAGAUGGCUCUUGGAUCUCGACCCUGAGAAUUCAAGUUCAUAUGGCUUGGUUUCAAACAUGUAUGCAGAAGGCGAAAAAUGGAAUGAGGCAGCGCAAAUAAGAGCGACUGCAAAGCAGAAAGGCUUGAAGAUGACUACUGGCUGUAGUUUGAUAGAACUAGACAGAUAGUUUGAAGAUCAGUUCUUCGAUUUCUUGUACUCCAUGCAUCUUUGAAACCAUUUUCUUCUUUUAUACACAGUUGAUCAGAUUUUAGA